AAAAAAAAAAUAUAUAUAAAAAAAACCAAAAAAAAAUUAAAAAAAUAUAAAAAAACAACAAAAAAAUUGUAAAAAGUAGCAAAAAUCGAGCGAGUGUUAAAAAAUUUUCUUUUAAGUUUUUCCUUUGUGUAGAGAUUUUUCAAUCAAUUUCUUAAAAGAAAGCAAGGAGAAAUACACAAAUCUUUUGCUUGAUUUGCUUUUGCUCUCUGUCCAUAAAUUUAAUCGCCACUUCAACAUCGAGACCAUGAAUUCCGGUGGACCUAAUUAUCAAAUGGCCUCACUUUAUGUGGGCGAUCUUCAUCAAGAUAUCAAUGAAGCUGGUUUAUUUGAAAAAUUCUCCAAUGCUGGCCCUGUACUGUCUAUUCGAGUCUGCCGAGAUGUUAUUACGCGUCGUUCACUGGGAUAUGCUUAUGUUAAUUUUCAACAACCGGCCGAUGCCGAACGCGCCUUAGAUACUAUGAAUUUUGAUUUACUUCGCAAUAAACCGAUACGCAUCAUGUGGUCGCAACGUGAUCCCUCGUUACGUCGUUCAGGCAUCGGAAAUGUUUUCAUUAAGAAUUUGGACAAGACUAUUGAUAACAAAGCCAUUUACGAUACGUUUUCCGCUUUCGGUAACAUUUUAAGCUGCAAAGUGGCAACUGAUGAUAAAGGCACCUCUAAGGGCUACGGUUUUGUACAUUUUGAAACUGAAGAGGCAGCCAAUAAUGCGAUUGAAAAAGUUAAUGGUAUGCUGUUAAACGGCAAAAAGGUAUAUGUCGGUAAAUUCAUACCACGUAAGGAACGUGAGAAGGACUUGGGUGAAAAAGCUAAAUUAUUUACCAAUGUAUAUGUGAAAAACUUCGGUGACGAUGUUGACGACGAAAAACUGAAAGAAAUGUUUGACCCCUAUGGCAAAAUAACCAGCUACAAGGUCAUGAUCAAGGAUGAUGGUAAGAGUAAGUGCUUUGGUUUUGUUGCCUUUGAAACUACGGAGGCGGCCGAAGCUGCUGUUGAGGCGCUUAAUGGUAAAGAUAUGGGCGACGGCAAGGCUUUGUACGUGGCUCGAGCUCAAAAGAAGGCUGAACGUCAACAAGAGUUGAAACGUAAAUUUGAAGAAUUGAAGAAGAAACGUCAGGAGUCUGUCUACGGCGUCAACCUUUAUGUUAAGAAUCUCGAUGAUACCAUCGACGAUGAACGCUUGCGCAAGGAAUUUUCCUUGUUUGGCACGAUCACUUCAGCUAAGGUAAUGACCGACGAAGACGGCCGCUCCAAGGGUUUUGGUUUUGUAUGUUUUGUAGCACCACAUGAAGCCACCUGUGCUGUUACUGAAAUGAAUGGACGUGUCGUAGGAUCGAAGCCUUUAUAUGUAGCAUUAGCCCAACGUAAAGAGGAUCGUAAAGCUCAUUUAGCUUCUCAAUACAUGCGCCACAUGGCUGGUAUGCGUAUGCAACAAAUUGGACAAAUGUUCCAGCCUAAUACUCCUGGCAAUUUCUUCGUUCCAACAAUGGGUCCUGGUCAAAGAUUUUUCGGCCCUCAGGUACCGACUGCCAUGCGAAAUACACCACGGUGGGCUGCACAAGUACCGCGAGCAGCAGCAGGCGUUCAAGGUGUUGCCCAGAGUGCAGCCGCUGCUACAGCCGGUGGCUUCCAAAAUGCUGCCAUGGCUGCAACCGGUACAUCGCAAUAUCGUCCUCCAAACGCAGCCGCUGCUGCGGCUGCCGCAGCUGCUCGUGGCCAAGCCCCAGCUGUGCAGGGCGCUCAUGCUGCAGCCGCUGCUGCUAAUACUAUGCGUGGCACUGGCGCUCGGGCCAUUACGGGUCAACAAACCAUACCAGCUGCCAAUAUGCCUAUGGCUGGCGCACCAAUGCCUGCUGCUGCUGCUGCGGCUGCCGCUGCCGCUCAGCAGCGCCCAGCCAACUAUAAAUACACAACUAAUGUGCGUAAUCCACCUGUGCAACAAGUACAGGCACCACCACCGGUUAAACAACAGCACCAGAAAGGACCAGAAAAGCUUCUGGCUUCAAUGUUGGCUAAUGCCAAUCCCCAAGAACAAAAACAGAUUUUGGGAGAACGCUUAUAUCCCAUCAUUGAACUUGCCCAUCCUAAUAUGGCGGGAAAAAUCACUGGCAUGUUGUUAGAAAUAGAAAAUUCUGAACUUUUACAUAUGAUUGAAGAUCAGGAAGCCUUAAAAGCCAAAGUUGAAGAAGCUGUGGCCGUUUUGCAUAUGCACCGCGUUACUGAGACUACAACCUAAACAAAGGAAAAACUUUAAAGAAACUAAAAAAUAAUAACAGAUAAUAAUAGCAACA
This is a messenger RNA of Glossina fuscipes, 2288 nucleotides long. It is a transcript of the gene pAbp, whose product is annotated as polyadenylate-binding protein. NCBI's taxonomy places the organism in Eukaryota, Metazoa, Arthropoda, Insecta, Diptera, Glossinidae. Gene Ontology annotation, molecular function: RNA binding. The record is from RefSeq and is a predicted model, not a curated record. The coding region runs from base 245 to 2233 and encodes 662 amino acids. Gene Ontology annotation, cellular component: ribonucleoprotein complex. The transcript is spliced from 4 exons.